AACAUGAGUGACACAAGUGAAAUUGAUGAGCCAUUUAGCAGUGGAUAAGUGAUGAUUACGUCCCAAAAAGUGAAAGCAGUGACGAAAAUUAUGCAGUUGAAGCAGAAAAUGCACCUAGAACUAAGAUUAAAAAUAAUCGACGAGACGUGGAUAGUUCCCAGUGGCAGAGAAAUAAACGCAAUAGUAUGUUAGCUAAGGGCGAGAAGCAUUUAAAUAGUUUUUAAAAAAUGAAGGAGGCUCGGAAGACAGGAAACGACUGCAAAUGCAAGUAUAAGUGUUUUGAAAGAGUGACAGAAGAGGACAGAGUAUGUAUACUCAAAAAGUUCAAUGAAAUUAAUGAUAAAAUCCUACGAGACACGUAUCUUUCGGGUUUAAAUUCAUUAUUUCCUGUAUCCAGAGUACGGACAAAGGAUGGCAGCUGUCAUUCAAGGACAGUCAGAAACAAAUAUACUGAGCACCUUGGUGAAGAGUCAAACAAAGUAUGCAAAAAGGCUUUUUGUGCUUUGCAUGGCAUUUCAACAAAAACAGUGGAACGCCUAGCGAUGCGCCCAAAACAGGAUGACUGUUUAACAUCUUCGAAAGAAUAGCGAGGCAAACACCAUAAUAGAGUAAAUGCAAUUUAAUGAAAUUUUCCAGCAAGUUGAUUCCCAUAUAAAGAGUU
Psylliodes chrysocephalus is the source of this 661-nucleotide messenger RNA. Lineage: Eukaryota; Metazoa; Arthropoda; Insecta; Coleoptera; Chrysomelidae. The record is from the annotation of a GenBank genome assembly.